AUACCGAUAAUAAUAUGAAUAAAAUAUCAGCUUAAAUUGUUUUCUUUGAUAAAAAAUGAAGAACAUUUCCAUUCUUAAUGUUAGUUGAUUGUGUAAAAAAAUUGUGAAUAUUUUAUUUUUUUUCAAACAAUUAUUACAAUCUUAAAUUCAUUUGUUGAUUGAUUCAAUUUUUGUGAUACCCUACAGAUCAACUUUCACUCUCAGUUACCUUCUUUCUCCUCUUACUUUUUUUUCAUUUCUUUAUCUUUCCUGGUCUGUUUUGCUCUUCAUGUUCUAAUAAACAUAUAAAUCUAUUUCUCUUCCUAUUUUCCUUAUUUUCUUUCUUUAUAUCUCUGGCCUACGGAACUUUCAUUCCUUUCAAAGUUUUAGGAUUACCAGAUGGAAACGAGGAAUCUAAUUCAGGCCAACUCCAAUAGGCAACAUCCAACCCAACAGAUUCAAGCCCAACUGGCUACACAUCAAGCAAAAACCAUUUUAAUUCCUGCAACAUCACCUGUUGUCACUACCCAAACUAUAAACAGUAAUGUUAAUGCAAAUAAUACAAUCAGCAUCACUAGCUGUGCAACUGUUCCAAUUGUUUGGGGCUGUCCGUCCUGCAAGAUACCAUUUAAAAGUGCCACCGAACUGCAGAGUCAUUUGACGGUGCAUACCAAAGUAGAGAAAAGUGUACCUUGUCAACAAUGUGGUAAACUGUUUGCUAGUGCAGAAAGAGUUAGAAUUCAUAUAAGGCAAGCUCAUGGAGAAAAGUCUUGUGCAUGUGAGAUUUGUGGAUCAGGAUUUUCUUAUAGAUGUAAAUUACUUGAUCAUAUGCGGACACAUACAGGUGAUAAACCAUUCACUUGUGAUACAUGUGGCCGUUCAUUUUCACAGAAAAACCACCUUAGAAGACAUUCAAUGAUUCAUACGGGAGAAAGACCAUUUCCAUGUGAUAUAUGUGGUCGAGGUUUUUAUCGUAAAGACAAACUUAAUCGACAUCGAAAAACUCAUUUGAAUCCAGGAGGAUCUAGGGGUAAUCGAUCAUCAACUAACAAUCAUACAACAAUUAUCGCCAAUAAUUUACCAUCCUCAUUAGUUGUGGCUCAACCACAGCAUAUCGUUAAUUCAAUACCAUCAUCAACCACCAUCCAGCUUAUAUCUUUACCUUUAGACUCCUCAUUAGGAACACAGUUCACUUUUAAUUCCGCUCCACAACCUCAACCUCAAGCCCAGCCUCAGGCUCAAGCUCAAGCUCAAUCCCAACCUCAAUCGCAAUCGCAAUCGCAAUCGCAAUCCCAACCUCAACCCCAACCCCAACAACAACAACAACAAACACAACCACAAAGACCACCACAACAACAACAACAGCAACAACCCCCACAACAAAGACCGCAACAGCAGCAGCAGCAGCAGCAGCCGCAACAACAACAACAACCACAGCAACAGUCUCAAGUGCAGGUGCAGUCACAACAACAGCAACAACAACAACAAUCGCAGCAGCAACAACAACAACCGCAAUCGCAGACCCAAUAAUUUAAACCAAACCCACAAUUGUUAGACCGAUUUGAAUUGAACAAUUUGAUAGUUGUCUAAUGGUUGGGUCAGUGGUCUAGGGGUAUGAUUCUCGCUUCGGGUGCGAGAGGUCCCGGGUUCAAAUCCCGGCUGACCCCUUUUGUGUAUCGUAGUUGGCUGAUUAAUUGUCUCUGAUCAUGUACUAUGGAAAUGUUGUCUUGAAAUUUUUUCUCUUCAUUUCUUUCCUCUCUUUCUCUUUUUGAAACAUUUUCCAUAUGGGACCUGUAAAGUGAGGUCUAUUUUGUCGGACAAAAGUGUAAUUGAAAGAUUAUUUACAUGUGCAUAUUAAUAUAAUCUAUUAUUAUAUAAAUCUAUAAAAGUAACAAAUAAGUAAAACUUAACAAGCGAACCAAUCAAUUUACAAUGUUAUCUCAAAUUUCAAUAUAUACAACCAAAAUUUCCAUUAA
Tetranychus urticae (two-spotted spider mite) is the source of this 1955-nucleotide messenger RNA. The record is from RefSeq and is a predicted model, not a curated record. NCBI's taxonomy places the organism in Eukaryota, Metazoa, Arthropoda, Arachnida, Trombidiformes, Tetranychidae.